This is a messenger RNA of Acanthopagrus latus (yellowfin seabream), 1519 nucleotides long. It is a transcript of the gene zfand2a, whose product is annotated as zinc finger, AN1-type domain 2A. The record is from RefSeq and is a predicted model, not a curated record. Bases 330 to 1178 code for a protein of 282 amino acids. Gene Ontology annotation, cellular component: endoplasmic reticulum; cytoplasm. The transcript is spliced from 10 exons. Gene Ontology annotation, biological process: protein targeting to ER; proteasome-mediated ubiquitin-dependent protein catabolic process. NCBI's taxonomy places the organism in Eukaryota, Metazoa, Chordata, Actinopteri, Spariformes, Sparidae. Gene Ontology annotation, molecular function: zinc ion binding.
UGGAUCCUUCCAGACUUUACCGGUCACAACCACGGACUGUGUUUAUAACACCACCACGCCUGCGGUGACGUCUGUUUUCCUGGCGUUAUCGUUUGCGUGAUUGUCGUGGGAGGAGCGUGCGUGACACAUCACAAACUUGAUGAAAACAGACAGCUCCGCGGCUAACAGGCAGAGCUGCUCUGGUCCGUGGGGAGCCUGUCGUCGGAGAGCCGCAGAGGAGAUCUCAAUCAACCUGGGGUGUUUGAGAUAACACUGCUGCCUCCUGUUAUAACACAACAGACCGAAGAAAACGAGAUCUGGUUGGUUGGUAUCACUGUCAGCUGUAGAGGAUGGAGUUUCCAGAUUUAGGGGAGCACUGCUCUGAGAAGACCUGCAAACGUUUAGACUUCCUCCCCAUGAAAUGUGACGCCUGUCAAGAGAUUUUCUGCAAGGACCACAUAACUUAUGCACACCACAAAUGCAUGUCGUCCUACAAAAAGGAUAUCCAGGUCCCAGUAUGUCCCCUGUGCAACACUCCUAUUCCCAUCAAGCGAGGAGAGAUGCCCGACAUCAAAGUCGGCGAGCACAUUGAUCGGGAUUGUAAAUCAGACCCUGCGCAGAGAAAGAGAAAGAUUUUCACAAAUAAAUGCUCUCAAGGAGGCUGUAAGCAGAAGGAGAUGAUACGAGUGACCUGCGAUCAGUGUCACUUAAACUACUGUCUUAAACACCGGAACCCGCUCGACCAUGAUUGUAAGACUGAUGGGAAACCUUUGUCCAAAGCAGGACAUGCUGCUGCAAUGAGAGCCCACGGUGCUUCCUCCGCCUCUGCCUCUAGUUCUUCAUCCACUUCAGGGAACUCUAGACCCGUUUCUAGACCCGUUUCUAGGCCCGUUUCUAAUGGUGUGACUGCCAACAGCAGAAGCCACAACAGUGGCCCCACCCAGCGGAUCCCUACUUCCGUUUCAGCACAUAAUGUAAUUCCACCAUCAGCAUCCUUUCAGGCCGGCAUGACGGAGGAGCAGGCUUUGCAAAGGGCUCUGGAGAUGUCUUUGGCUGAAUCGAGGCCGACGGUUCAGCCGGAACUCAGCCGUCAGGAGCAGGAGGAUCUGGCUCUCGCUCAGGCUCUCGCUGCCAGCGAAGAAGAGUACAGACGCCAGCAGCAGAGACAACAGGUACCGGGAAAGCUUAGCCGUCAGUAGCAAUGCUAACAGGAGCGCAUGGAGGGGAGAGAGUCCAGACAGUCCAACUGCAGCCUUUCUUAAUCUUCCACCACCGGUUAGACUCCAAGCCGUGCUAAUUAAAACGACUAGCAACCGCACAUCCAGGAUGUCAGUAUCCGGGAUCAAUGAUUGUUCAAUGAAGACAUAACUCCUGGAAGUUUGCUGAGAUAUUACCGCCUUCUACAAUAUAAGCACAUACUUUCCCAGCAGGAUCUGUUAUUUUUACUAAUGGUUUGCUCUGUACAUAUUUUAUAUGCUGAUCACGAUGAAGCUGUUCUAUUACCAUAUAUGAAUAUUGAAUAAAUUAUUUCAAAGACGCA